Molecule: messenger RNA, 837 nt
Organism: Ornithorhynchus anatinus (platypus)
Lineage: Eukaryota; Metazoa; Chordata; Mammalia; Monotremata; Ornithorhynchidae
Product: translation initiation factor IF-2-like
Exons: 4
Coding region: 1-837 (278 amino acids)
Source: RefSeq, a predicted model, not a curated record
AUGGAGAGUCCGGGGCCCCGUGGCUCUGAGCGGGCUCUGGAGCUCGGGCUUCCCCGGUCGGGGCCCCCAGCCUCCCGCUGCCCACUCGCUCUCUCGACGCCGGCCCUGGGAUGGGGCGCUCCUCCGGUCUUCGGGACUCCCGGCGUUUUCUGCAGGUCCGGCGGCCGCCCCCUCGCCGGGCUUCCGGCGACUCCGCCCGCUGCAGGGGCCGGGCCGUCGGCUCCCCCCCCGGGCCCCGCGCUCUCCGGUCCCCCCGAGGCCCCGGGCCGCGCCGCCGCCGCCGGAACAAUAGAGGCUCCUGGGAGGCAGCGCGGCAGCGGCGGCGGCCGCGCCAAGGCCCCGGGGGGCGGGGACGGCUGCUGGAACGACGGAGGGAAGGGGCCAAAGGAAGAGAGGAGGGAGGCAGGCAGGCAGGCAGGCAGGCAGGCAGGCGGCCAGCCGGACCGCUUGGAAGGAGCCCCGCGUGGAACAAGGCCGGCGUCCAACUUCUCUUCCGUCUUCCUCAGUGCUUACUACAGGGCCGGGCGUAACAGCUUAAAGACCACAACGAUCUGCUGCAUCGUUGGUGCAUCCAACGUGGGCUCCGGAGACGAGGAGGCGCGUCCAGUCGUCGAGCUGGCUGAAAAUCGUCUCGGUGAGAGCGGGUCACUCUGCUUGGCUUCUCGGCGUAGGUUCAUUACGUUAUGUCUCCUCCAGGAGGACUGUGGACGUCGAGUCAAUCGCUGUUUUGUUGAGCGAUUGAAAGCUCUGCCGAAUUCCAUCGGAUUGAACAGUUUCAUGUCAGUCGAUAAACAGAAAGCCAACGGGCAUUUGGUAUUCUCGUCAUUUUUCUGUUAG